AUGAAAUUGACUUCAGUCCCCGGUUAUUUUUCUAAUUAUGAAGAAUUGGCCCAAAUACCAGGCCAAACGAAUUACGCAUACACCAAAAUAGUAUCCCCUGGAGAUGAUGGUGUCAAAAGGAAAAACUGGCAAGAAUUGCUGGAUUCCCUACCAGCAGGGCAUAAGGUGUUUUUAGUAGCAAGACAUGGCCAAGGGUAUCAUAACUUAAUUGUCGAUACAUAUGGUGAACCUGAGUGGGAUAGAUAUUGGUCUAAAUUGAACGGCGAUGGUGAAUUAGAAUGGUUUGAUGCACAUCUGACUGAAUUAGGAAUCAAACAAGUGGAAAGAACUGGCUCUUUAAUUUUCAAUGGCCAGCUUGAUGGUGUUGUUCCCGACGUUUUUUAUUGUUCUCCAUUGAGAAGAUGUAUUGAAACUUUCCACAACUCUUGGAACCAAGUAGCCAAUUUACAGGAACGUGGUAUUACUGAUCAUGAUUAUGAUACCAUAGAACUAAAUAUCUUAGAAGGAUUAAGAGAAACUAUUGGAGAACAUACCUGUGAUAAAAGACAACCAAUUAGUAAAACUUUCAAAGAGUAUAAUUUGAUUAACUUUGACCAGAAAAAUAAUGCCAAAAAAAAUUCAGAUUUAAGAUUGAAGUUGAAUUAUUUGCCCGUAUACACUGAGGAAGAUUUGUUAUGGAAGGCUGAUCAAAGAGAAACCAAUGAUGAAAUCGAUAAGAGAUUAAGCAAGUGUUUACAGCAUAUUUGGGAAAGAGAAAAAGCUAGUGGUUCAAAUAAUAAGUUGAUUUCCAUUACUUGCCAUGAGGGUGUUAUUCAAUCCAUAUUGCGUGUUUUGAAUCAUGAAAGUAUACCUAGAUUUGAAACCAGUGGUGUGGUUGCUUUAGUAGUUAAGGAAGAUGAAGAAAAAUAA
This is a messenger RNA of Saccharomycodes ludwigii, 909 nucleotides long. RefSeq names its product putative phosphomutase (gene PMU1). Gene Ontology annotation, cellular component: cytoplasm. Gene Ontology annotation, molecular function: phosphatase activity. The transcript has a single exon. The coding region runs from base 1 to 909 and encodes 302 amino acids. The record is from RefSeq and is a predicted model, not a curated record. Lineage: Eukaryota; Fungi; Ascomycota; Saccharomycetes; Saccharomycodales; Saccharomycodaceae.